Messenger RNA from Blepharisma stoltei, 600 nucleotides. Lineage: Eukaryota; Ciliophora; Heterotrichea; Heterotrichida; Blepharismidae. The record is from the annotation of a GenBank genome assembly.
AUGAAAAUAUGGCCAACCUUAACUAAUAAACCUUUUGGUAAAAAGAAAGAUCCUCAGACAAAAUUUUCCUUACCUUUAUUUCAGCAUCGAUCUUCAUCUGUAGUUUUUGGUGACACAGAUAUGUAUGAUGCUACAUCAAGAAAUAAUUCCCCACUUUUUAAAGCAAGAAAAACCGACAGAGAAAGUUUCCAUACUUUACCUGGAUUAAUGCGGCAAGGUUCAAUUAUUUCUUCAUUGAAAGAAUCUUUAUCAAUACCUAACUUUAAAAUUUCCUGUAAAUCCUGUACUACUAAAGCUGGACUAACUUCAGGGUCUCCUAUACAGCAAUUGAGGCUGGAUAAAAUAAAUGAUGUUCUAUCAAAAAUUGAUAAAGCGACUAAUGAUGGGCUAAAGACGAGUUUGAGUAAAACUAAAAGAAAAUGUGAAGCUUUAGAAGAUGAAAUAAAAAUUAUUUCAAAAAUUAAAUCUGAUGAAAUCAAAGAAAUGAACCGAAGCAGAUGGAAAAAAGCUAGAUUCAAAAGUGUGAAUUCUCAAGAUAUCCUAACCAAAAAAGAAUUUAAAGAAUUGCUAGUUGCUUGGAGAAGACAAAUGAAAAGAUAG